AUGAGUGCAAAGACAGACGUGAACAGGCGAGUCCUAGCAAUUCAGGCGAAAAAAAAAAGGCACAAGCCAAGUAAGCGAAAAGGAAAGGGAAAUGCACAGGAUGAAUCAGAAACAUCGGGAGCCCAAUGCUCAAAAGCAUCGGCCACUCAGCAAGGACAGGGAUCGGGUUUCUAUCAGGAUGCUUCCUCGCAGAGACCAUAUUCCAGUGACAAUGGAAACAGAUUGGAACCAUGUCAUAGCUCAAGUAACGAAACGAUGGAAGAUGGUGAUGAAAUAUACAGUAGUGAGGAUGAAGAACAAGAGGACAGUAGUGAUUAUUGUAAAGGAGGAUAUCAUCCUGUUAAAAUAGGAGAUUUAUUCUUAAAUCGUUAUCACGUAACACGUAAACUUGGCUGGGGUCACUUCUCUACAGUUUGGCUCUGUUGGGACUUACAGUGGAAUGUUUUAAAAUGUGUCCUCCAGGAUAAGCGAUUUGUGGCACUUAAAGUGGUCAAAUCUGCAUCUCAUUUUACUGAAACUGCAUUGGAUGAAAUUAAAUUAUUAAAAGAUGUGCGCGAUACAGAUCCCAGUGAUCCUAAACGCAAUAAAACCGUCCAGUUACUCAAUGACUUCAAGAUCAGUGGCAUUAAUGGUUUGCAUGUUUGCAUGGUAUUUGAAGUGCUUGGGCAUAAUCUUCUUAAACUGAUAAUCAAAUCCAACUAUAGAGGAAUUCCAAGAAACAAUGUUAAACGUAUCAUCAGACAAGUUCUUGAAGGUAAAAUCAUUCAUACAGACAUUAAACCUGAAAAUGUUCUUGUUUGUGUUGAUGAAGCUUAUAUUAGAAAAUUGGCUUGUGAAGCUACAGAAUUACAUUCACUUGGAAUAAAGUUGCCAGUGUCUUUAAUUUCAACUGCACCAAAGGAAUUCCAAGAACCUACUCCUAAUUCUAAAAUGUCAAAAAAUAAAAAGAAGAAGCUUAAGAAAAAAGCAAAGCGUCAGAAUGAAUUAUUGAAGAAACAAAUGGAACAAAUAGAAGAACUUGAAGAGCAGGAUAAACUUGCAAAUAGCACAAGAGCAAAUGGAGAAUUAGAAACAAAUAGUCCAGAUCAAGACGUAAAUACGGAAAGUAUAGAAGAUAAUACUGAAAGCAAAGGUUCACCUGAUAUUUCAGAACCAUCUGCACCUUCAUUGCACAUAAAUGGUGUAGAUAGUUUAACAGCUGAAGAGAAAGUAGAAAAUCAAUUACCUCAACAAUCUGAAAAGAUGGAAAAUGCAAAUUCGUGUGAUGUAGAAAAGAAUUGCGGUGAAGGAGUACAUUUACCUGAUCAUGAAGAUACUGACGAAUGUAGUGAAGGUCGUAAUUUACAUCCACCUGAAAGUAAACAACUGAAAAGAGCAUCUGUAGCUCCUUUAGAUCCUGCCCUAGUAGAAUGUGAUGUUGAAGUGAAAAUAGCAGAUCUUGGUAAUGCAUGUUGGGUCCAUAAAAAAUUUACAGAUGAUAUUCAAACUCGUCAAUAUAGAUCAUUAGAAGUAUUAUUAGGAUCUGGAUAUGAUACAUCUGCAGAUAUAUGGUCCACUGCCUGUAUGGCAUUUGAAUUAGCAACUGGUGACUAUCUCUUUGAACCACAUAGUGGCAAUUAUUAUUGCAGAGAUGAAGAUCAUUUAGCACACAUUAUUGAAUUGCUUGGAGAAAUACCAAGACACAUUGCUCUUUCUGGCAAAAACUCAAAAAUGUACUUCAAUAAGAAAGGUGAACUAAAACGGAUUACUGGAUUAAAACCUUGGGGACUAUACGAGGUGCUUACGGAGAAAUACGAUUGGUCACCAAGAGAAGCGCGCGAGUUUGAAGAGUUCCUAACUCCGAUGCUAGAGUUUGACCCGAGUAUGCGAGCUACAGCAGCAGAGUGUCUGAAGCAUCCGUGGCUGAAAAUCAAAAAGUGAUCAUUUUUUUUUAUCGUUUUAUCUUUAAAUUCUUCAACUCUACACUUCUACCAUCCUGAUAUAAUUAUACAUAAGUCGGGAGUGUGACAAGAGGCAACGACUGACAAUAGUCAGGUUCUUUCUCAUUAUAUAUGUAAUUUUAUUUUUGUGUGAGGAGUAUAUUGUCAUUGAAAACGCACAGUAUAGAGUUAUUUAAUAUUUAAUAUUAUAAAAUGCAAAAUCAUUAAAAAUGUGUUUUAGACAUUAUAAUUUAGAAAUGAUUUUUACCUUUUUUAGCUGUUGGUAAUUUUAUGAUUAUCAUUUACGUCCACGUGAUUAUGACUAAUUUCAUACAGCAAAAGGAGAUAUUUAAUAUUGGAACAAAUUGGGAAAGAAAGAACUUGCUACAUUCCAUCAAAUUCCAAUAAUUGCUGCAGUUGAGUAUGCUUCUAAUUGUAACACUCUCGACGAUGGCUGCCUACUUGUGUAUUUAUAAAUUUGUUAAAUCAUAUUUUUCAUUUAGUAUAAUGCUAUCUUAAAUUAAAAUUUCGUAGUACUUUAUUAUUUUACACGGUCGUCGUUAUAUUAUCCUUUACACUACUUGUCACUUAAUUUAUAAAAUAUCCCAAGAGUCAUGGGACCCACUCAUAAUAUACUUUAGGAAAGGGCAGGCCCAUUUAUAUCUCAUAAUGAAUAUUGAAAUUUCCAUUAAAAUACUUUUUUUAGAUUAAAUUGA
Messenger RNA from Heterotrigona itama, 2635 nucleotides. Lineage: Eukaryota; Metazoa; Arthropoda; Insecta; Hymenoptera; Apidae. The record is from the annotation of a GenBank genome assembly.